Messenger RNA from Gossypium raimondii (Peruvian cotton), 3044 nucleotides. RefSeq names its product putative ion channel POLLUX-like 2. Bases 181 to 2847 code for a protein of 888 amino acids. Gene Ontology annotation, biological process: monoatomic ion transport. Lineage: Eukaryota; Viridiplantae; Streptophyta; Magnoliopsida; Malvales; Malvaceae. The transcript is spliced from 23 exons. The record is from RefSeq and is a predicted model, not a curated record.
UACUUUGUCUUAACCUUUUCCAUACAAAAAAAAAUCCAAACCCAUGUAGUUCACACUUUUCCCUAUACUCUAAAUCAUUUCCUUGUAAUCACAUUUUUGUCUAUUUCUUCAAACCCACAUCAAAAGUUUUGUUUUUUUCACUUUUCUUUUAAUAUAUCACCAAUAAAGGAAAGGGGGAAAAUGGUGUUUUGUCAGUUGCAGAGCCCUCAGCUAUGGCUAUUGCCCUCUAGAAUUUCCAGGCCGACUCAAACCUCAUGUUCAGCCAGAACACAAGGAAUAAGAGGUUCAAAAAAUAUGAUACUUUUCCAGAAAUCAAGAAGCAACUUUUGGUGGAACAGUUCUUCAUCUAACAAUGUGCAAAACUUUAUAUACAACCGAGGAAAACGACAAGUUACUAUUCAAAGCACAACAAACAACUCAGAGUGUGUUUUGGAUAAUUCAAAUGUCGAAUUCUUUAGGAUGGGCCAGCACAACAAUUCUCUGGUACAGGAUAACCAAACUAUACUUGUGUCUGGAACUUUGUCAUCAUUUUUCUUACUGAGAUUGUUGCAACUAGAUUUUAUCAACUCAUUAAUAAAGAUCGUUCAUGACAUAUUUCGGCAUCUACAUCAGACAUCAACGGCUACAAGCUUACCUUUUGCCUGCCUAUCUAGUUCCGUGAAUAAACCAAGACCUCUUAACUUGGAUGUGUCCUUGCCUACAAUUAAGGAUCUUCGAUGGAACAUGUCACGGUUACUCUAUUUAUUCAACAUUCAACUUGAGAAAAAUGUUGCGACGAUUCUUGUGGUUCUCCUUGUAGUAUGCGUCUCUUUUAUAGUUGUCGGUGGUUUCUUGCUCUUCAAGUUUAGGGGUAAUACACAUUCUUUAGAAGACUGUGUCUGGGAGGCGUGGGCAUGCCUGUGUUCAUCAUCUACCCAUUUAAAACAAAGAACACGUAUCGAACGUGUUGUUGGCUUUGUUCUUGCUAUAUGGGGCAUCUUGUUUUAUUCUCGAUUGUUAAGCACAAUGACAGAACAGUUCAGAAGAAACAUGCAAAAACUCAGGGAAGGAGCGCAAAUGCAAGUUUUGGAGGCUGAUCAUAUCGUCAUUUGUGGGUUAAAUGGACGUCUGUCUUUCAUUCUAAAGCAACUAAAUAGAUCUCAUGAACUCGCUGUGCGUUUAGGGACUGCUACAGCCAGGAGGCAGAGAAUUCUUCUUAUGUCGGAUCUUCCGAGAAAGCAAAUGGACAAACUAGCUGACAGCAUUGCCAAGGAUCUUAACCAUAUCGAUGUCCUCACAAAGAGUUGUAGCCUUAGUUUGACAAAAUCAUUUCAAAGAGCGGCAGCUAAUAGGGCACGUGCCAUUGUCAUAUUGCCUACAAGAGGAGACCAGUAUGGAAUUGAUUCUGAUGCAUUUCUCUCUGUACUAGCACUUCAACCUAUUCCCAAGAUUGAAAAUGUCCCAACAAUUGUCGAGGUUUCAAAUUCCACUACAUGUGAGCUCUUAAAGUCGAUCUGUGGACUGAAAGUAGAGCCAGUAGAAAAUGUCGCUUCUAAAUUAUUUGUUCAAUGUUCUCGGCAAAAAGGGCUCAUAAAGAUCUAUAGGCACUUGCUUAAUUAUAAAAAGAAUGUAUUCAAUCUUUGCCGUUUUCCUAGUCUAACAGGAUUGACUUAUAGAAAAAUAAGACGGGGAUUUCAAGAGGCAGUUGUUUGUGGUCUUUAUCGGGACGGUCAGAUAUACUUCCAUCCCAAGGAUGAUGAAAUUCUUCAGCAAACUGACAAAGUAUUGCUAAUUGCACCUAUUCAUAAGACAUGGAAACAACAACAGGCAUUGGAGGAUGAUGGAAAAGAAGAAACCAAAAGACUCCGAGGCAUGGAAGUUUUCAAAACAAUCGUUGAUACUCCAGAUCAUGAUUUCGAAUUAAGAAAGGAACAGUUUACUAAAAUCGUAAAGCGUCCCAAAAUAUUUGGAUCAAAGGCAUCAGACCAGACUAUCGGACCCACGGAAUGCAUACUUAUCCUUGGAUGGCGCCCGGGUGUUAUUCAAAUGAUUGAAGAAUAUGAUAAUUAUCUCGGCCCUGGAAGCGUAUUGGAAAUAUUGUCUGAUGUUCCAUUAGAAGAAAGGAAGAGAGCAAGCUCCGUCUCAGGUCAAGCAAAACUAAAAAAUGUUCAGGUUAUCCAUAAGAUCGGAAACUCCAUGAACUAUGAUACAUUAGAGGAAACUAUAAUGAACGUACAAAAUAAUGUCGUGAAACCGAAUCGUAUUCCUUUUUCCAUUGUUGUGAUUUCCGAUAGAGAAUGGCUUCUUGGAGAUCCAUCUAGAGCAGACAAGCAAUCUGCAUACUCACUUCUUCUCGCGGAGAAUAUCUGCAAUAAACUUGGAGUGACAGUGCAAAAUCUGGUUGCAGAGAUAGUCGACUCGAAAUUAGGCAAACAAAUUACGAGAAUCAAGCCAUCCCUGACUUAUAUUGCCGCGGAGGAAGUGAUGAGUCUCGUAACAGCUCAAGUGGCCAAGCAUAGUGAACUAAAUGAGGUCUGGAAAGACAUUUUGAAUGCUGAAGGUGAUGAAAUAUAUGUGAAGGAUAUUGGCCUUUACAUGAAAGAAGGUGAGAACCCUUCGUUCUCUGAGCUAACCGAGAGAGCAUGCUGGCGUCAAGAAGUUGCAAUCGGAUAUGUGAAAGACAAUCAUAAGGUACGUUACACUUUUUGCUCGAUUAUAAACACGUUUUCUUCGAUGCCUAAAUGUGUUUUCUUUGUUCCACCUCAGGUUAUUAACCCGACUCCAAAGACAGAACCUCUCUCCCUAGGAAUGUCGGAUUUACUAAUCGUCAUUUCCGAGCUAGAAGGUGAGCAACCUAUUGUCGUCUAAAAUGCAAGUAACUCCAGCCAUUUUCGUUCCACUUUGCACUUUUUUUUUCUCUCAAUAAAUUCUUACGGUUCCAAGGGCGUCGACUUUGGAAACUGUUUCAUAGAUAAGGCUGUCCCAUGAAAAUAUGUUUUCUGUCAUGGGAAAAUGUUGUAAAUUUUGUAGGAAAAUCAAUAAAUUUCUUCUUUUUCCUGAGAAAA